This is a messenger RNA of Silurus meridionalis, 3797 nucleotides long. It is a transcript of the gene ankrd13a, whose product is annotated as ankyrin repeat domain 13A. Gene Ontology annotation, cellular component: cytoplasm. NCBI's taxonomy places the organism in Eukaryota, Metazoa, Chordata, Actinopteri, Siluriformes, Siluridae. The record is from RefSeq and is a predicted model, not a curated record. The coding region runs from base 193 to 1992 and encodes 599 amino acids. Gene Ontology annotation, molecular function: protein binding. The transcript has 15 exons.
ACCGAUUACUUCCUUGUUUUGUGGAAAAGUUUAGUUUGGGAAAGUCUCUGCUCUGUGACACCAAACUCAUCAGAAAUGAGUUCAUUUAGUUCUUUUACUUUAUAAUUAAAUAAAUGGGGGAUAUUCGGUCACGGCGGUAGUUUCUUCUUCUUCUUCGUUGUGGUGUUUUGAAAUCUUUUCUAAAGCAGUGAAAUGGACUACAGGGAGAAGUUUCCUCUGCACUGGCUGGUUUGGCAGAACAACUACAGGCAGCUGGAAAAUCAAAUCUACGCGCACAAUGUGGAGGAGGUGGACCCGAGAGGACGAACCCCGCUGCAUCUAGCCGUGUCUCUGGGUCAUCUGGAGUCGGUCCGAGUUCUGCUGAGACACGGAGCCCAGGUCACCAAGGAAAACGCCAAGAACUGGACCGUGCUCCAGGAAGCGGUCAGUACAGGAGAUCCGGAGAUGGUGCAGCUGGUUCUGCAGAGGCGUGAUUACCUCAAAGCCUCCACAGCCCUCGCAGGAGUCCCCGCGUUACUGUGCAAGAUCCGAGAGUCUCCAGAUUUCUACAUGGAGAUGAAAUGGGAGUUCACCAGCUGGAUACCGCUGGUGUCACGUGUGUGUCCGAGUGACGUGUGCCGUAUCUGGAAGAGCGGUACGAGUCUGCGAGUGGACGCCACGCUGCUCGGCUUCGAGAACAUGACGUGGAUCAGGGGGAGGCGGAGCUACAUCUUCAAAGGAGACGAGAACUGCGCCGAGCUGAUGGAGGUGAACCACGACGACGAGGUGGUGGACACGGAGCGCUUCGACAUCACGCGCGAGCUGGACGAGGUCACGCUCGACUCCAUGCAGCCCGAACAACAGGAAGUGGCCAAGCGUCUGACCACGCCCAUCGUCAACACCUUCCUCGACACCAAGGACAUCUCGUUCGAGAGGUGUAAAUCGGGGAUCUGGGGCUGGAGAUCAGACAGAACAGAAGUAGUAAACGGGUUUGAAGCGAAGGUGUUCUCCGUCAACAACGUGAACGUGGUGAUUCGCACGAGGACGGAGCACCUCACCGACGAAGAGAAAACCCGAAUCAAAAGUGAGAGGAACAUUCUGGAGUCUUUUCUCGGGACGGUCGAGCAGCAGAUCAGCGCUCAGGGGGAUUUAACGCUGGAGUACGCGACGGCGACGAACCCGACAGCCAUCACUCCAGAGGAAUAUUUUGACCCGGACUUUGACCUGAAGGACCGAGACAUCGGCCGACCCAUCGAGCUCACCAUCAGAACCCAAAGGUUUAAGGGGACGUUGUGGAUGAGCGAGGAGCACCCCCUCUCUCUGGUGGAGCAGGUCACCCCCAUCAUCGACCUGAUGGCUCGCACCAGCACUCACUUCGCCCGUCUCGGAGACUUCAUCCAGCUCCGCUUCCCCCCAGGCUUCCCCGUCAAGAUCGAGAUCCCGCUGUUCCACGUGCUGAACGCCCGCAUCACGUUCGGAAGCGUAAACAAGUGCGGCACGGAGGAGCCUGCAGACGGGAGCCAGUCGUCCUCGACCCCUUCGCCGACGGAGGAGGACAAAGACAGCGAGAGCAGCGAAGCGUCAGGUGUCACUCCAUUCCAAGUGUCCCCCUCUGUUUUUACGGUUCCUGCUCACUAUCACCAGCGUGGAGGCAGCAGACACACACACAUCCCCCGGCCCUCCAACCACGACGAGGAGCUGCUGCAGUACGCCAUCCACCGGAGCCUGCUCGAGUCCAGCAGCUACAGCGCGCAGAACCCUUGGAGCGACUCUAAUGGAGUUUCAGCACACAGUUUGGUAGAAAGUCUGAGUGACGGGAACGUCUCUGAAGGCGUGCUGGUGGAUUUAAGCGAGACCACGCCCACCAGCACGGAGUCCGCCUCCAGCCCGGACUCCGACCUCCGAUUGGCCAUGGAGCUGUCGGCCCGCGAGCAGGAGGAAGAGGAGAGGAGGCGGAAAGAAGAGGAGGAGGAGCUGGAGAGGAUCCUGCAGCUCUCGCUCAUGGAAAAAUGACCCGGACGAGAAGGGAGACGGAGGAAGGACAAAAGGGAAAAUGCCGUUUCCUGGUCGCGGAGCCAACGGAGCUCGUCCACUUCCUGCUCUGCCGUGGAUUAUAACGCGGAUCCUUCUGCUAUUCUGACGAGCGAGCCGUUUGCUAAGAAAAGAAUCGUCGCCCAAAGCCUGACCUUUAAUCCACACACACACACACACACACACACACACACACACACACACACACACACACUUUCACUCACAAAGCACACACCCAUUUUUUUUUAAACACUUCCUGUUUUGUUUCUGAGACGAUGCUGCUGCUGUGACGGAGGAAAUCUCUGAGCUGCUUCACUCAGACUGUGUAAAAAAGGCCAAAAGGUGUGUGUGUGUGUGUGUGUGUGUGUGUGUGUGUGUGUGUGUGUGUGUGUGUGUGUGAGAACCUUUAAAGUAGGGGUCUCCAAUCUUUUUCAGAAAGGGCCAGUGUGGGUGCAGGUUUUCAUUCCAACCAAUCAAUGGUCACACCUGAUAGUCAUUGAAAAUGAAGAUCAUUAGAUUUGAACAGGUAGAAUGUGGUGUGGACUUGCUUGGUUAAAAUAAAAACCUGCACCCACACUGGCCCUUUCUGGAAAAGAUUGGAGACCCCUGCUUUAAAGCAAGCUGUGUUUUCACAUAAUCUCAGGGUUCUUCUGGUUUCCUUCAUUGAUGACAGAGGAGUUUCGAGAUGACAGAAGGUUCCGGAGGCUCCCCAAAUAAACGACCUUUGAUUAGCUAUAACAAAGCGUGAGCUGAUGACCGCUGAUGCAGUCAAAUUAAUCCAUGAAUCCUUUUUUAACCGCAUGUGUUCAUCUAGAAAUUUUAUCUGCGGAUUGUUCAGGCUACUGUGCUCCGAGAUAUCCGCUCUCCAGUGUUAGCAUCGUUAGCCUGGGUUAGAACUCAAACGCUUCAACUCGUACAGCAAUACCGAACGCCACCACCGUGCCUCUGCGAGUGAAAGGUUUGUAGGUGAUCCCUUCCGAGACUCCUUCGCUUCCUGUGUGGAGAUCUAUCACUGUGAGAUUGAGGAUAAGUCCAACUUUUUUCCCCCUUGCGCCCACAUGCUGUGCACCAGCAGGGGGCGUGAGUUUGAGAGCUACUUAAAAACAGGAAAGUCAACUCAAAUCUCCUGUCUGUCGUUCACGGGAUGCUACAGAAGCAGUUCCACCACCAUUUUUAAAAACAAAAGAGAAACUCGCCAGUCAACAUAUAAUGAAAUGAACUCGCAGGACGACUGCUGGAUGAAAAUGUCUCCUACUUGUGAUUACAAAUUAAUGAGUUUUUCGGGAUCCGUAUCGACUUUUUUCACACCAGACCAAUCCGAGGUCAUGUGCAGGACGCAGGGUUUUGUAACGCCCUCGAUUUUUGCAUGAAAGGUGUAAAGCUGAGAACGCAGACGGAGUGCAUUGUAGCAAACCAUUAAGAUUAGCUUACACACACACACACACACACACACACACACACACACACAUUUUAUAUGGGAGAAGAAUUCUAAAUAGAUUUUUUUUUAUUAUUCCAAAACCAUACAAAGCAACUGUGAUUGUCUCCAGUUAUACAGGCAGUGUUCAGGAACGUCACAUUUUUUAUUUCUGGUGGUUUCUUGGGUUUUUAAAGGAAUGAACUGCCAAACAUAAUGCAUUUUUUUUUUUUUUUUUACCAUAUCAGGGUUUCUCACUGGCUAGUUUUCGCAGCUAAUUAACUGUUUUCUGAGCUGAGCGUGUGGAGAAAUGUACAGUGUGUUAAAGGUAACAUAUAUAAAAUAAUAAUAAAAGCACUUUAUAUGACUUGAA